AUGGUAAGAGCAGAUAUUUUCUCGCCAGACAAUCCAUUUGAUACCGAAGCUCCGCAUGGAGCUGUUUCGAGUCCACCUGUUGCGUGGCCCGCAAACUCAACGGUUCCUAUUAGUAUGCCUCCGCGUUCAGGGUAUAUAUCUACAUCAACACAGCCAUUUCAUUUCUAUAUACCUAGUAGUCAGUUUGCUCCUCUAAGCACUAUAACGCAACGAACGCACGUCUUAGGCACAAGUCACCCCUUCCAUUCCACCACUCUUCAUUAUGACGACGGCUUAGCAGGUGCCGGGUUCAGCGCACCACAAACCACGCCAUAUCAAACCGUACAAACUACAAAACAAGCAUCGCACUCAACCACAGUUCCCGCUAAUCAACAAUUUCGUUUUUAUAAUGCGAACUCAAUUCCAAUAACUGCGCCUGUUCCGACAGUUUCUUCGACGGGCAUAUUCACCGCUUCGAUUCCAUCGCAUGUACCUGGUGGUUUCUACAGUAGGCAACAAGGCGCGAAUGGGUAUGCUUCGCUUUCUCAGGGCCCAAUGGUCGAUUGCACAUUGUCCACAAUGCAGAUAGCAUCCAGGCAGGUUGUAAAUAAAGAGUUACCGGCAUUUUCUGGCAAACCAGAAGAAUGGCCUUUAUUCAUUGUUAAUUAUGAGCAAUCGACUGAGCAGUGCGGAUUUUCAGAAGCGGAGAAUCUUAUCCGCCUUCAACGCUGUCUGAAAGGUGCUGCUUUAGAAGCAGUUAAAGGCAAACUAAUGACACCUUCAACCGUAACACAAGCCAUCGAAACUCUUCGCAUGUUAUACGGCAGACCUGCCGUCAUACACCAAGCAUUACAACGAAAGUUAAGGAAAGAGCCGGCAGUUCGGCACGACAACUUAGAAACUCUUAUACAGUUUGCUCUUGCGGUCCAGAACUACCGUUCGACUAUGCAUGUUAUUGGACUUUCGGCGUACUUAAACGACCCAAUGCUUCUGUCCGAUUUAUUAAGUAAGCUGCCAAGCGACUUAAAACUCGAAUGGGGUAGGCAGGUAGUAAAUAUGACAGAAACUGAUUUAGGUAAAUUUGACGACUGGCUCUUUAAAUUAGCGACGUGUGGUAGUCAGGUAGUCUCUGUGAGCGCAACAACAACUGUAAGCGAGAUAAAAGGAAAACACUCGAAGUCCAGACUUCUAGUGCAUGACGUAGUUGAAAAUAAUAGCAAUAAAGUGAAGGGCCAUCCACAACAACAAUGCCUUUAUUGUCAAGAAGAUCAUAAUUUGCAAAAAUGUAAGAAGUGUACUGUACUGUGUAUUAGAUGUUUUAAAAAGCACUUUUUGAAAAAUUGUCGUUCUCAAAGCCGUUGUGAUAUCAAUGGUUGUACAAAACCACAUAACGCUUUGCUUCACGCAGAUGAUGUAAAGGCGCUUAAUGAUACUGCUGUUAUGCUACAUACUAAAAGAGAAUCAAAUAAAAUAAUGUUUCGUUAUGUUCCGGUCACGUUAUAUGGAAAGACACAUUCAAUAGAAACGUAUGCGCUAGUCGACGAAGGGUCAGCAUGUACUUUACUGGAAAGUGACAUCGCGUCGAGUUUAGGCCUGCAAGGACCGUCCCGAGAGCUCUGCUUAAGAUGGACUGGAGAUAUCACACAAUCCGAUCCAACUUCAAAACUGGUAAGUGUUGACAUCUCAUCAAGCGACAAUUCGUCGCGAUACACCUUGCGUAAUGUUCGCACAGUGGCAAACCGCGACCUUCCCAUGCAAACACUAUCUGAAUCGGUAUUGAAUUCUCGUAAACAGUUAAACAAAUUGCCGAUAAAGCCUUAUGAGUCUGUGCGUGCUACUAUUCUGAUCGGCAUAUAUAACGCGAAACUGGGCGUACCUUUGGAAGUGAGAGAAACUAAAGGCGAUCAUCUCAUUGCCGCUAAAUGUAGAUUAGGUUGGGCGGUGUAUGGCCGCGUCAGCGCUGUUUGUGAGACUUCCAACAGAGUUUUACAUAUUUGUCCGUGCACUGCCACAGAACGCCUGGAUGACAUUAUUAAAGCUAACUACGCUUUAGAAGCGGUAGGUGUAUGUAAAACCGACGACCCCCUAAAAUCCAAAGCAGAUGAGCGCGCGUAUGCUAUUAUGAGAUCCACAACUAGAUACCUGCCUCUUGAAAAGAGAUACGAGACAGGACUGUUGUGGAAGUUUGACAAGAUAGUCACGCCCAACUCUCUGCCUAUGGCAAUGCGGCGUUUGAAUUGCCUUGAAGAAAAAAUGAUACGGGAUCCUAAGCUGAUGGAUUUUUUAAGCAAUAAAAUUAGCAGCUACGAAGAAAAAGGUUAUAUCCGUAAGCUGAAGAAAGGCGAAUCUAUCGUAUCAGAAAAGACCUGGUUCUUACCCAUCUUCACAGGUGCGAACAAAAACAAGAACAAAACUCGGAUCGUAUGGGAUGCCGCCGCUGCGGUUGAGAACGUUUCGUUAAAUAGUUAUUUGAUGUCAGGCCCAGAUCUUUUAACGUCCCUAAUCGGCACACUGAUGCGAUUUCGCGAACGGCGCGUGGCUAUCGCAGGGGACAUCCGUGAAAUGUUCCAUCAAAUUCGUAUAAGAGAUGAGGACCAAGCGUCUCAAUUAUUUUUAUGGCGGAACGGAAAUCGGUCGAGGCAACCUGAUGUGUAUGCAAUGAUGGUAAUGACUUUCGGAGCCGCCUGCUCACCGUCUUUGGCAAACUAUGUGAAAAACGAAAACGCAUCGCGUUUCAGCAAUAUAUACGCGCAUGCAGUCAACACGAUUCAUAAAAAUACCUAUGUUGACGAUUGGUUGCACAGUGCUGACGACGAAGAGGAGUUGAUCGAAUUGGCAUCACAAGUUAAGUAUAUACAUGGAGAGGGCGGCUUCGAAAUGCACAAUUGGCUCUCUAACUCAGAAAGAGUGCAGCAAGCGAUUUCAGGUUCGAAAACACAAGCAGAGAAGUGCCUUGAGGAAUCAGGUACCUUGGUUGAAAAGCUUUUGGGAAUGUGGUGGCUUCCACAAACGGAUGAACUGACUUUCGUGGAGAGGUUUGACAAGUCGGUCUUCGAGGAAAGUGCUGUCUACACAAAGCGUAUUAUUCUGCGCAUCAUCAUGACGAUUUAUGAUCCCCUGGGAUUAUUGGGGUUUUAUUGA
Rhagoletis pomonella (apple maggot) is the source of this 3120-nucleotide messenger RNA. RefSeq lists its product as uncharacterized. Bases 1 to 3120 code for a protein of 1039 amino acids. The transcript has a single exon. Lineage: Eukaryota; Metazoa; Arthropoda; Insecta; Diptera; Tephritidae. The record is from RefSeq and is a predicted model, not a curated record.